Lepidothrix coronata (blue-crowned manakin) is the source of this 974-nucleotide messenger RNA. It is a transcript of the gene COLGALT1, whose product is annotated as collagen beta(1-O)galactosyltransferase 1. Gene Ontology annotation, molecular function: procollagen galactosyltransferase activity. The transcript has 5 exons. The record is from RefSeq and is a predicted model, not a curated record. The coding region runs from base 319 to 879 and encodes 186 amino acids. NCBI's taxonomy places the organism in Eukaryota, Metazoa, Chordata, Aves, Passeriformes, Pipridae.
GCUUUGGGGUGGGUUUAGGGUGGGAUUUGCAUGGAUUUGGGGUGGAAUUUGGGUGGGUUUGGGCUGGACUCGAUGUCAGGCUGUGCUUGACUUCAGUCCCUUGAGCUCAACUCAGGGCUGGGCUCAGCUUUGCGCCAGCUUUGGCUUUGGGUGCCCCCCUAUUCCUGUUCCCAUCCCCGUUCCUGGUGUGAGCCCCUGAUUCCCAUUCCAGGAGUGACCCCCAUCCGCCUCCUGAUCCCAUUCCAGGAGCGACACCCCCUGUUCCCAUCCCCAUUCCUGGGGUGCCCUCCCAUUCCCAAUCCCAUUCCAGGGGUUCAGAUGUUCGUCAGUAACCGGGAGGUGUUCGGGUUCCUGCCGGUCCCGCUGCGCUCCCACAGCUCCCUGCGGGACGAGGCCGACAACUUCCUGCACGUCCAGCUGGAGAUCAUGGUGAAGCUUCCUCCGGCCGAGCCCUCCCCCCACGUGUGGGUGCCCCCCAAGGUCUCCGACAAGAUGGGCUUUGACGAGGUGUUCCUGAUCAACCUGCAGCGCCGCUCCGACCGCCGGGCGCGGAUGCUCCGGACGCUCCAGGAGCAGGGAAUUUCCUGCAAACUGGUGGAGGCCGUGGACGGUCGGGCCCUGAACAGCAGCGAGGUGGAGGCGCUGGGGAUCCGGAUGCUCCCGGGAUACCGGGACCCCUUCCAUGGGCGGCCCCUCACCCGGGGGGAGGUGGGCUGCUUCCUCAGCCACUUCCGCGUCUGGCAGGAGAUCUCGGCACGGGGGCUGCGCAAGUCCUUGGUGUUCGAGGACGAUUUGCGCUUCGAGAUCUUCUUCCGCCGGCGCCUCACGGAGCUCAUGGAGGAGCUGGAGGAGGCCGGGACGCCCUGGGACCUCAUGUGAGUCUGGGGCCUUCAUCCCCCUCCUCAUCCUCAUCCCAACCCCUGGGACCUCAUGUGAGUCUGGGGCCUUCAUCCCCCUCCUCAUCCUCAUCCCAA